Myxocyprinus asiaticus (Chinese sucker) is the source of this 3908-nucleotide messenger RNA. RefSeq names its product ligand of numb-protein X 1 (gene lnx1). The record is from RefSeq and is a predicted model, not a curated record. Gene Ontology annotation, molecular function: protein binding; ubiquitin-protein transferase activity; metal ion binding. The transcript has 11 exons. NCBI's taxonomy places the organism in Eukaryota, Metazoa, Chordata, Actinopteri, Cypriniformes, Catostomidae. Gene Ontology annotation, cellular component: cytoplasm. Gene Ontology annotation, biological process: ubiquitin-dependent protein catabolic process. The coding region runs from base 356 to 2659 and encodes 767 amino acids.
CAUCAGGAGCUGGCGUCCCAGAGCAUGUAGGGAUUGCCAGGGGGCCUCUGUACUAAAAUAUUCACUUGGCGACUACCAGGACAACUCUAAAACCUAACUGGACCCUACUUAAUAGCACACAUCAAGCAAUUUGUAACACGUGGCCCCUGGUACAAAGUCCUCUUUCUUUUUCUUUUACUUUCUCUCACUUUCUCUUCCUCUUCCCAUCUUGUUUUCCCUCUGCCGGAGCUGUUGGAUUACCUGUUCAGGUGGAUGGUUUAAAACGCAACCUGAUCCAACAAAGCCUUCCAACCACAAAGAAUCACCACCUCUGUAGUUGCACUACAACCAUCUUCACCAUAUCUACCAUUUAACAAUGAGUGAUCAGGAAGAGCCGGGUACCGUGGCAUUGCCCAUUUGUGGUGCCACAGGAGGCACUCCUACCUCACCUCCUUCUGACCUAUGUCACAUCUGUGGACAGCGCCACCUACAAGAGGAGAACCAUGAAUACACCUAUAAGGACGAGGUGGAUGAUGACCUCAUGUGCCACAUCUGCCUUCAGCCAUUGAUCCGACCCCUGGACACACCCUGCGGACACACCUACUGCCAAGAGUGUCUGACAAACUUCCUGCUGGAGAGUGACUUCUGCCCUGUGGACCGCAUCCCACUGAUGCUGCAGACCUGCCGUAAGUCCAGUCUGCUGGUCCACAAACUGUUGGACAAGCUGAAGGUGUCCUGCCCAUUUACUGAGCACUGCACUGAAGAGCUAUCCCGUGGAGAACUGGAGGGACACAUCAGGAGCAGGUGUAAAGGAGCAUCACACUAUGGCCUCUCCGCUGAGAGAAAGCGGCGCUCUCAAGAGGAAGAUUGCACAGACAGCACCUCAGAGCUCUCAGUGGCAGCACUGCCCGGGGAGGGCUGUCCCUCCUCUGCCAUCGCCCUCCUAUCAGAUGAGCCAGGUCUGGUUAACCCAGCCUAUGAGCCCAGUGUGGAAGACAACAGCCAAUCGGGAAGCACCACCAGCCUGGCAGCACGCAGUGGUUCAAGGAAGAGUGAGUAUCGUAACUUUGACCGAACAUCGGUGCGCAGUCGCUCUUUCCGCCGCUUGAAUCGAGCAUUUAGUGUCCUGAGGAGGACCAAGAGUGGGACAGCAGUGGCUAAUGAGACCACAGAGGAAAGAGACAACCUCAGAAAUGCCAACAUACCACCAGAGGUAUUUGCAUUACCUCAGCUGCAUCAUCUAAUCCCAGAUGGAGAGGUCACCAGUAUUAAGGUCACCAGGGUGGAUCCUUGUGAACCACUGGCUAUCAGCGUUGUCGGGGGCAAUGAGACCCCUUUGGUUCGUAUUCUAAUUCAGGACAUCUACAGAGAGGGGGUCAUUGCUCGUGAUGGAAGACUGCUGCCUGGAGAUAUGAUCCUCAAGGUGAAUGGUAUAGACAUCAGUAAUGUGCCUCAUUGUUAUGCAGUGGCAGCUCUAAAGCAGCCCUGCAUGCUGUUGCGGUUGACUGUACUGCGGGAGCAGCGCCACCGUUACCGUUCCCACCACCACUCCCCCACCGAGGCCUUCCCUGCCCAUCCUGCCACCAUCCGAGAUGACAGCCUACAUGUGGUCCUCAUUAAGAGGGCCCCAGAUGAACAGCUGGGCAUCAAGCUGGUGCGCAGGCCCGACGAGCAUGGCGUCUUCGUCUUCCAUCUACUUGAGGGUGGGCUAGCUGCCAGUGACGGAAGACUGAGGGUGGAUGACCGUGUGCUGGCCAUCAAUGGGCACGACCUGAGAUAUGGUGCCCCUGAGCAUGCUGCGCUGCUUAUUCAGGCAAGUGAGGACCGAGUCCACUUCAUUGUGUCCCGUCAGACUCACAUACCCACUCCGGACAUCCUACAGGAGGCGCCGUGGAACAUGGAGGGACCACCACCAUACUCGCCUGUGGAUAUUGAGCAAUCAUUACUGGACUCAUGCCAAAAGCCUGCAUGUUACGAGAAGACAGUGACUCUGUUGAAGGAGCCGCAUGAUUCGCUAGGUAUGACGGUUGCUGGUGGGAUGAGCAGCAGGGGGUGGGACCUGCCCGUUUACGUCACCAAUGUCGACCCCAACGGAGUGGUGGGACAGGAGGGCUCAAUCUGCAAAGGUGACAUCCUGCUUAAUGUGAAUGGGGUUGACCUGACUGGUGUGACUCGGAGUGAGGCUGUGGCUAACCUGAAGAACACCUCAUCCCCAGUGGUUCUGCAGGUGCUGGAAAUGAGAACCCCAAAUGAGAGCUCCCUGAACUGCAUUCCCCCCCUGCAUUCCCCCUGCGCUCUCUUGCCCUCAUCUCCCGGAGAUAUUAAACUACCCCCGCCAAAUGAUGAUUAUGCUCCCCUCUGGGUGUCUUGGCUCCAGCUGCCCAGGCAUCUAUACUGCUGUAAAGACAUUGUCCUACGCAGGAGCACUUCUGGCAGCCUGGGUUUCAGUAUUGUGGGUGGACAGGAAGAAAUCAACUGUAACCAGUCCUUCUUCAUACGCUCCAUCGUAGAGGGCACGCCCGCUUACAAUGAUGGCAGGAUACGUUGUGGGGAUAUUCUGCUGGAGGUGAACGGGAAGAGUACCUGGGGAAUGACACACACGGCUCUGGUGCGCCUGCUCAAAGAGCUGAGGGGCCGGAUUACUCUCACCAUCGUUUCAUGGCCUGGCAGCCUGUUAUAGGACUACUCUGCAUGAAGGAGGGGCGUAGCAAACUGACCAUGCACUUGGGGGUAGAGCUUAUAAUUCAGACCUCAUAAUGACAACAAAUGGUGCAUUUUAGUAUGUAAGACUUCCUUAAUAGGUGGGCUAAUGAUAUGGACUGCCCCAGGAAGCAAGAAAUGACACAUGGACCUCAACCAGGUACUAAGAGCUUUCACAGACUCUAUACAUGAAGGCAGAGUUAAUGGUACGACUCCGCCCCAAGAGGCAUGUUUAUCAAACAGACUCCAACAUCAGGAGAUGCUUUCACGAUUGCCCAAGGCAUAGAGAUGAUAGCUGCCAAUGAGAAAAGUUAAUAAGAAGAACAACCUGUCUAGGAGCUACUAAAAGGAUGGGAGGAUCUAAAAACACAAAAUUGAGUUGGAGAAUCACUUCGAUGAAGAAAUGAGGAGCUCAUCUGCCAAGAAAUAGUUGUAUAAACAUUAUGGACACUGUGCUAUAUGUAGUCAUAUUGUGUGACUCUGAAAAAGGCAGAGAGAGGAGUGUGUGAGGAGUUUCUGUUGGACGAGGUGUGUGGGAUAUAUAGGGUCUGGGUGGGGGACACACAUGUUGCCAAUUCCAUUAGUUUUACCUGUUAGAAAAUGCAUUAAAGUGGACGCACAUUUCUUUACUAUAAAUGUUGGUGUCUGAAAAAAGAUAACGAAACAAACUCAAGCACUUGUUCUAUGACUAAUAUUACUUUGGUUUCUUUCUCUCUCCAUUCCUAUGGCUUUCGGAUAUCAGCUUUGUUUCGUUCAUUCUGACAGUGGUUCGUUCUCUCCAUCCGCUGGCAUGGAGUCAUAUUUGCCAAGUAGUUCUAUCUAUGUUGGUACAUUUCAGAUGCUGUUGCAAAUGAAAAUAAACAAUAGUGAGUAAUAAUAAAAAAGAAUAGCAACUAAAAUGAGAAAAAAGAAAAAGCAAUGUUCAUAAUCUAUUUUAAAAAUGGAAGAUAACUUAUAAUGCUUAUAAUAACGUGAUAUUUUGGCGGCCUUGCUAUUUUUUUUUUUAAACUUUGAGUAGAAAGUGAAGGAGAGAGUGACAUAUGAAUGGUUUACUAUGUGUCUGUGUGUGUGUGAGAGAGAAAGAGAGAGAGAGAGAGAGUGUGUGUGUGUGUAGGUAUCCUUGUGUGUAAGGUGUGUGCUUUGGCAUCUCAUAUGCUUUGGCUUGUGCAGUAUACUGUAUCUGUUGGUACCUUUGGUUUAAUGAUCAAUAAAGUAAUUCUUCAAGGAGA